UAAUGGUUUUCCCCUCCCACGCCAUUAGGAGUGGAAAUAGGCUUUUUGGCAAGCAGACCGAGCCACAAACGGAUUCUGAGGUAACGUUUCUUAUUGCACUUCUUUGUCCGCAGGCGACCUUCCGCCGCUCCUCCUGGUGUUUUAACAAGUGGGGAACUCACAACAAAGCCAUCACGCACUCGGUGUCGUUGGUGCCCCUCCUGGGGAGCACAUCCUCACUGCCACCUUGUGUGCGACAGCCCCUGAAAUCCUGGGAUACAGCCUGCAGCAUCCUGAGGAGAGUCUCUGAGCCAGCCAAAAAGCAACCAAGGAGGAGGAUUUCCCAUCCAGGAUAUGGAAACUAUAUAAGGAAAGGGAUAAAGUCCUGGCAGUGCGAUGCACAGACACAGCACUUAAACAUCUUUGUCACAGGCAAUACCAUCUUUGGUUUAAAACCAGCAGAUUUCAGUAGUCUUGGCAACAUUCAAUGUUAUUUUGUCUCAGACUGGGGCAGAGUUGAACUGCAGCAGCAGAGCAGGGCAGACCACACCAGCACUUCUCUAUGCAUCAUUGUUGCUGCAUUCAUCAACUACUGCUUGCCUGCUGCUUCCAUGAAUUCGUUUGGGUAGAUGCCCACUUAAAAUAACGUUCUAGAAGGGGAAAGUUAAAACUCACAAUCCAGACCCAGUGCAUCUGAUCGAGAGACUAUCGCUGUUAGGAUAAAGUUUGUUGCAUGACCCUCUGGUAUAGCCAGAGUAACAGAAAAAGCCAACUUGUUGAAUUUUAACUUGAGAACAAGAUGUUCCUGUUUCCUCUUCAAAUACCGUUGGCAAAUAUACAGACUAGCAAAAGUAGCCUUUUAGCCCACUGCCACAUACCCAUCUCCCAGCCAAACACCCAGGCCUUUUCAGUGAAAAAAUGAAGGAUUUUAUCUUUUUUUUUUUUUUCUUCCAA
Oxyura jamaicensis (ruddy duck) is the source of this 933-nucleotide messenger RNA. RefSeq lists its product as uncharacterized. The record is from RefSeq and is a predicted model, not a curated record. The transcript is spliced from 5 exons. Bases 3 to 608 code for a protein of 201 amino acids. Lineage: Eukaryota; Metazoa; Chordata; Aves; Anseriformes; Anatidae.